Aphanomyces invadans is the source of this 795-nucleotide messenger RNA. RefSeq lists its product as hypothetical. Bases 34 to 765 code for a protein of 243 amino acids. The transcript has 2 exons. The record is from RefSeq and is a predicted model, not a curated record. Lineage: Eukaryota; Oomycota; Saprolegniomycetes; Saprolegniales; Verrucalvaceae.
AGCGAGCCACUCACACGCGCUCCCUCCACGAUCAUGACAGCAAGGAAGGCCGCGCUUGUCUUCGGCGGCCUGUCCGUGUACGCAACAGCGACCAUUGGGACGUACAUCUACAUGUACGACCCUGACAAAGGCAAUGCAAAGCCUAUCACCGGCGGCGAACGCCAAGCUCGUUUUGACAUGAACUCUGCCAUGUACGAUCAAGAGAUCGACAGGGACGAGACCUUGGUUGGGAUCAAACUCAUGCGUCGCUUCUUGAUCCAAAAUGCAUCAGGAUCUGUCCUGGAAGUGGCGGCGGGCACGGGGCGCAACGUGCCAUACUACGACAAGAACGUGACCGUUCUCUUGACAGAUCUCAGCGCAAACAUGCUUGGGCAAAUCGCGAAUUUGCCAUCGCACAUUCAGACGGCGAUCAUGAGUGCGGAAGAUCUGGAUGUUGCCGACGACAGCUUCGACACGGUCGUCGACACGUUUGCUCUGUGUAGUGUCGACAACCCUGUACAGAUGCUUCAAGAAAUGCAGCGCGUCUGCAAACCAAACGGGAAAAUCUUGCUGCUCGAACAUGGCAAGAGCAAUUAUUCGUGGCUUACCUACGUGCUGGAUAAGUUUGCGUUGAAGCAUGCUGAAAGGUGGGGGUGCUUUUGGAAUCGUGACAUUCUCAAGAUCGUGUCGGACGCUGGGCUCGAGGUGGAAUCGUCAUAUCGCUUUCACUUUGGUACGACGUACUACAUAAUUGCGCGACCAAACAGUUCGUCUAAAGCUACGUAACUUGACGUCGAUUUCUUCAUGGACGUUAGC